Messenger RNA from Patella vulgata (common limpet), 4905 nucleotides. Its product is annotated as rho-associated protein kinase 1. NCBI's taxonomy places the organism in Eukaryota, Metazoa, Mollusca, Gastropoda, Patellidae. The record is from RefSeq and is a predicted model, not a curated record. The transcript is spliced from 7 exons. The coding region runs from base 302 to 946 and encodes 214 amino acids.
GUAUAGAGGCCAAUUUAUUGUGUCGACGUUUGACCGGGAACUGAAAGUGUCUAAGGUCAAGGCCAUGUAAACAACAACAAGAAGAAAGCAGUGACAGGGCUGUGACAUGUAAAUUCAUGUCUUAGAUUGUCUUUCGGCUGGCAUGUUCAUCUUGACAUUGUUAUCACUGACAUUACAUUUUCAGGUCAGAAAUUGUGGUUUGAGUACGAAUGCAUCAUAAAAAAAUAUAUUUAUGGAACAGGGAAAUCUAUGAAAAAUCAAGUGCAGUUAGAAUAUUAUUAUUUGGAGCUGAAAUAUAGAAAUGGCUGCGAAGCGACAAACUAGUGUACCAGACCUUGAGACAUAUAAAGCUAAUGAUGGUGUCCAGAAAAUUAGAAUUAAAGAGUUAGAAGAUGAAGUUUCAAGUUUAAAGAAAAGACUGGACGAUUUACGUAAAGCCAAAAAUACAACAAUUCUAAAACGUGAACGAGAGGUUCUUGAAGUAGGAACUCCAUUUGCCAAACGUGAUUCUAAAGAUGAUUUAAAAGUCGCUAAUUUAGAGAAAAAAUUACAAGCAACCGAUCAAAAACGUGACAAGGAGAUGGAUGACCUACGUAAAAAAUUUGCUUCGGAAAUGGAGGCCUUGAAACGAUCUAAUCAAAAAGAAGAAAAUUGUAACCAUGAAGCCGAAUUUUCCAUGUUAAAAACAAGAAUAGAAGAACUAGAAGCUGAUAAUGCAGCACUCCGAAUCCAUGGAAACGAACUUUUCGAAAAGGUGAAAUCCUUGCAGAAUGAUUUAAGCAUGAAGGAAGCACAUUGGUGUAAAAAUGAGGAAAAGUUAAAAAUACAGUUGAAAAUAUCAAUUGGUGAGAAAUAUAAAGACUGGAUGAAUACGACUGAAGCUAAGAUUAAAGAAUUGCAAGAAACUAAUGAAACUUUACGAGGUUAUUUAAAGAAUAAGAAGUAAUAAUAAAAUACCAGUGUUGAUAACAAUGGAUAUACAGAUUACCUACCUUUACACCUUGCUCAAUAAUAUAUCUAGAAGAAUAUUCCAUCGAAAUAUAUUUUAUAUUACCGUAGUUGAUAUUAUGUUAUAGAUCUCAUAAAAUCAAACAUUCCGUCCAAAUUAAUUUACAAGAUCAUUUUCAAUCCCAGACACAAAAAACAUUCCCUUGAAUUAUCUCCAUCUUUUGCAUACCCUUUCACAAAAUUUGCAUAUUUAAGGGCAAUUUCUACUGACCUCACAGCUAAACAGGAAUAUUCAUUUACUAAAUUAUGUAUGUCCAGGAUACAUUUGAGGUUUUUUUGUUUAUUAAGGCAAUUACUGAAUUAGACUUUUGUGUUUAUAAUAUUAGUCUCCACUUGCAAAUGACCUAGUUCUGAAAAUGAUUAAAUGUUUCUGCAAAGCUAGUAUUAAAAUAUUAGUCAAUUUUAAAGGGCCAAUCCCGAUAAUAUUUUGGAGAAUAAAACUGCUUAAUUUUGUGUUAAAACUCCUUAAUAUCCCGUACCUAAGGGCCGAUCAACUAAUUCAAUAUUUGUGAUAUGUUUUCAAACAACUUACAACCGUCAGUCUUCAUCUGGAAAUGGAGACCGGUGUCCCAAGCUGUAUUAUGCGUUGUCUGGAUAAAACAGACUUUUAUUUUAUAAAAACAAUGUGUAGGUGAAAUUUACGUUUCGUUAUCCAGUACGGCACAUGGGUCAAUCACUGUAUAGACCUCUAAAGGAACGGCGAUAGAUUAUCUGGUCACCCAACGAAAAAAAUGACCAGAAAUCUUAAAAUGGUUACAUGUCCGGAUAAGCAUUUUUGACGUUCACGUCCAAACAACUCAAUAUUUUGAGCUGAAAUUUUGAGGCAGGGUAAAUACACCAUUCCUCUAUAUUUUGGCGCUUAAAUUUCAUACGAACUCGGACUUUUAUUUUUGAGACUCUGUUCAAAUCGGGAUAGUCCCUUUAACCAGGAAAGUUAUGUAUUUCAUACAUGUAGUCCAAGAAUUGAUUCACUAUGGAGCAGGGCUUUUAUUUCAGUCACCUUUGACGAUCUUGACUGACUGACAGUUAAAUUGACCAACUAGAGAACUUACCUGUCAGUCAACUGAGUCAAUGUAGAUACCAGAAAAUUAGAAUUUCAAAGACUUCAAACUUAAAAUAUGCAUAAAAAUUAGGAUAAUGCUAAAAUUGACACUUUCUUUGGAAACAAUAUAUCUUGCUGUUCCCAGGAAUACAAAAUAGCACGGAGCUACAUCAGCUAUCAAUAGUUUGAAGUGAAAGCCCUGCUAUGGAGCAUUGAACCAUAGAAAUUUGUUGUCAGAGAAGUAUUAAUAUAAUUACCUUUUUAAAUUCUUGUUCAUGUAUUAAUUAUUAUUCACUGUUACUGUUGUAAUAAUAGCAUGUCUUGCCUGUUAAUUACUAACUACUAGUAGAUAUUAUGGGGGACAGUAGGGAACAUAUAUAUAUUGCAUAAGCAGUACUCACAGAUUGCAUCUUUAUUAUUUUAAUAAUGGUAUGCUAAUUUGUGUCUCUGCUCUUCCCAUUGACAGCAGGGCAGUAUAAUAAUAAAACGUCCAUUUAUAUCGCGCUAAUUCCACAUAUAGUCGUGCUCACACUGGUCGAGAAGACAUUGAAGGUUAUUAUUCUCAGAUUUAGUCCAGUUUAGUUCAUUUUUAGUAGAAUUGCUCGCCAGUUGCUGGAAAAUCCAGACUUGUUCUAUACUAUAGAAUUAUCUGUAGACCCAAUAAUCUGUAACCUUAAGGACACAUUUUACUGUUCACCUGAAAAGUUUUGUCCUGUAGAUAUAAAACUUCAAGCAAAAUCCUCUGGUGUGACUCAGGGCCCUUACUUUAGCUGAUGGUGGGGGGGGGGCAUGGUAGUCGAGCAUUAAGAGCACAUAACAGGGGUUGCAUUGGCAGGGCAGACGUGGAUAGUGUGCCUAGUCAUUAAGAUGGGAUGGAAAACAUGGGCAACCCGCCAUUCUAAUUAUUAGUUAUACAAAUAGUCAACAUCCCAGUUCACCUUGUCACAUCCUAAGUUGAUCUGUAUUUUUAUCAUACUGAUAUUUUCAUUUCAUAAUCUUCAUUGUUUACAUUAAUCUAUUUAUUUUAAUUCAUUAGUAUCAGAUAAUGAACAUGAUUUAAUUAUUGCAAAUUGUAUAAUCUAUCCAUCCUUCAUCUUUGUCAUUCCGGUGGUCCAUUUUCAUUGGUAAGGGUUGGGUCAGUCUUCACUUCUAUUGUUAUAUUGCAAUCCUGUUCCGAUCUGCUAUAGGCCUAUAAUUGUUAUUUGAAAUACUUUUGUUUAUAAUCCAUUAUCUAGUAAUGUUACAUUUUUAGACCCAUCCUUACAAAGGGUGGGUUAUGUAUAAGUUAUCUCCCUAGCAAUUCUAGACCCACCCUUACCAAGGAUAACUAAUGUAUAUUCUAGACCUGUCCAUAUAAAGGGUAGCUAGUGAGGUUAUCUCUGUUGCAGUACUAUUCACACAAGGGUAGCUGAUGUAAAUGUUAUUUCCCAGCAAUCCUACACCCAUCCUUGUCAGUGAGGGUAGUUAAAGUUGUAGUUGUAUGUUGACCAAAGGGAAGGCAAAAAUCAUUGUUACUUAACAAAGUACUAGUUUUUAGAUUGUUGAUAAAAUGCAAGGGCCAAAUUCAUGUUACAAGAUGAGAUGUUCAUUAUAUUAUUACAUAAAUAUAUAAAAUCUAUUAGUUUAAAUUAAUCUAAUGUUAUAUUUAAUGUUAUAAUUAUUCUAGUUAUAUAUAUUGUAAUUAUUCUAGUGUUAUAAAUAUUAAAAUUAUUGACUCCGUCCCAUUUAUACAUUUUAAGGUUAUUUAUUGCUUUGUUAUUUAAUAUUAUUUAGAAACUGCUGAUAUAAAAAAACAAAAUAUUUAUGAUUAGUGCUCUUUUAUGCAAAAUAUUAUUUUAUGUCAUGACAUAUUGUGUUUUAUUACUCUGUCAUGAAAUAUGAUUUUGUAUUACUCUUGUCAUGAAAUAUUAUUUUGAAACUGCUGAUAUAAAAUAUUUUAGUAGCAUCUACAAGGAAUCAACAUCAACAUGGACAGCACAGCAGAUUAUAAAGUAAAGGGUCUGACACUUUAAUAGUAUUAGUACUAAAUAAUCUUGGGUCAUGCUUCAUUAGAAUUUUUUGUUAAAUUUGACCCAAUCUAAGCUUUCAAUUUUUAUGUGAUUAUAUUUUUUAUUUGUUUUACAUAUUUGGGGAUUAGUAGUCUGUUCAAUCUGAACUUUUCUUUAAGUUACAGUUUCAGUGUCAUUCAGAUUGUUGCGCACCUGAAGAAUUAUUUUGUGUUUUUGACUUAAAGUAGCUAAGUCUCUCACUCAAUAUCAUCCAAAAUCUUCAACAUUGAAAACACGAUUUAUUUGUCAAUUUAAAUCAACAUUCAUGUUGUGAUCUUACCGGAAAAAGAUGGGCGUUUGAUAUCCAAUAUUUAAGACAAAAUAAACAUUUUACCAUUGGUACACGAAUCGUGUACCAUAAUGCGCUUCAGCCCCAGUUGUAUCUAGAGACUCGAGGGACAAGGCUAGACACAUUGCACCAAAUCAAAUGGCGUAUGUAGACUGGAAUAACCAGACGCUAGAAAUUUGCACUCGCUUGAGACUGCUGGCUUAUUUUGCUGAACAUAACUGAUUUGAAAUUGGAGUAAAAACGGAAACCAUUGAAUGUAAAUCAGUUUAUAUACAUUCAUAUUACAGUAUUAUAUGCAUUGCGACCCACUUUUGGCAAUUUCUAGGUCCCAAAUGUUAGCGAUUUAGCUCCUUUAAGAAGUUCAUCUAUUGGCAAUAUUUUUACAUACAGUAUAAUUCAGUCAUAAGAAUUAUUUGUAUUUUUGACUUCUGGCUCAUAUUCUGGAGCAGAUUUAUAAACUUGUUGAUUUAUAAAAAUCAUUCUAAUGUUUAAAUCUAAUUAAAAUUAGUUAAUACUUU